This is a messenger RNA of Acanthamoeba castellanii str. Neff, 405 nucleotides long. RefSeq lists its product as uncharacterized. The transcript has 2 exons. The coding region runs from base 1 to 405 and encodes 134 amino acids. NCBI's taxonomy places the organism in Eukaryota, Discosea, Longamoebia, Acanthamoebidae. The record is from RefSeq and is a predicted model, not a curated record.
AUGUCCAACUUCUCCAUCAUGGAUACUCUUCUAACUGGAAGGACUUCCAUGGACACUACAGCUCAGGCCAGCACAUGGAUAACCAUGUACACCAACAUGUAUGGCUGUCAUGCUCCCAACUCUACCUCCAUCUACAUGCCAAUGAUCAUGACCAAGGAUCACCUCUACCAGAAAUACUCAGAUGCCCUGAACGCCCAUCACUUCACCCAGGCAAAGCUGUUGAGUCUCACUCACUUCUGUAAAAUGUUCAAAGGUGAACACAUGCACAUCAAGUUCCCUCAGUUCUGCGUCCUCAGGCAGUGCAAUAUCUGUGCCUCAACAAAUGACACCCUCACCAACCAGAUAAUGAGCACAAGAGAGCAGGCAGCUGAAGCAGCAGAAGCUGGAUCACCUCAAGCUUGUUGA